AUGUCGUUCCUGUCGCCUGCCGGCCUGACCAACUUCGGCGUGUUCGCUGUUGUCGCCGGUCUCUGCAUUGGCCUGGCUUCCGUGGUGGAAGCGCGCCUCGACCGGCUCGGGCGGGAGGGCCGCGAUCGUCGGUGCCUGGGGUUCGCCUGGGUCCUCGCGGUUUGGCUGUGGGUGCUGCGUCGGAGGGCUGCGGCUGUUCACCUCGUUCGGCGCGCCCUCGGCCGGGACGAGGUCCUGGACAUCAUCGACCUCUACGCCCUCGAGGCCGGUCGUAAUCGCCGGCAAGAUUAA
Messenger RNA from Diaporthe batatas, 291 nucleotides. RefSeq lists its product as uncharacterized. The transcript is spliced from 3 exons. The coding region runs from base 1 to 291 and encodes 96 amino acids. The record is from RefSeq and is a predicted model, not a curated record. NCBI's taxonomy places the organism in Eukaryota, Fungi, Ascomycota, Sordariomycetes, Diaporthales, Diaporthaceae.